GGGGGGGCCAUCGGCCCGGACCGUGCCCCGGACGCCGUCGUCCCCCGCGGCCCCAGGCCGCCUACGUCCCGGGGUCUGGAUCCAGCCCCGCCCUGCCACCGGACCGCUCCUGCUCCGUUCCCUCGGUCUCAGCACACCUGGCUGUCGUGGCGUCAUUGAAGCAAAAACAAGGGUGUCGUUUUAACUCCUUCCUUAUUUCCCCCCCGUGUGAAAUCAUCCUGUGGGUCUGGUGGUUCCACCUCCAAAGCACGUCCGGAACCGGCCCCAGUCACCGGCAUCAGCGUCCUUACCAAGCAGGACCCUCGCGUGGGGCUCUCCUUCCGUUCCUUCCACCCAGGAGCCCCACCGAGCUUGUCUUCAACCCUCCAGGGGCUCCUGCUGUGUUAGAGUAAAGCCCAGCUCUUUGUCCUCAUCCCCUAGGACACCCCUCAGAAAGCUCCGGUCUCCAAGCUUGUCUUCCUCCGUGUUUCUUUCUUAGAAGCUUCGUGUUAAGUGUGCUGGUCCCUGUGCCCAAAGCGCUCCUCCCCAGGUCACCCAUCAGCUGCCUGCCUUCCUCCGUCCCUCCUUCCCUUCCUCAGCCCCGCCUCCCCACCCCCACCCCCCAAGCCAGCCUCAACCACACUCCUGGGCAGCCCCACUGCAUGCGACACUCUGCCCUCCUGGGUCUGCUCCUCAGCACUUUGCUUCCUCCUGACAAACCUACACUGCCCUGUGUGUUCCCCGCUGUUGAGGCCUGGCACUUAGGGAUGUCAGGGGUUACCUUUGAGGUGGCACUGGCUCUGCUUUCCAGGUCUCGGUGCCGUGGCCGCCAGAGCCUGCAGUAUGUUCCAUGGGAUCCCAGCCACUCCAGGCAUGGGAGCCCCCGGGAACAAGCCAGAGCUGUACGAGGAAGUGAAGUUGUACAAGAAUGCCCGGGAGCGGGAGAAAUAUGACAACAUGGCAGAGCUGUUUGCGGUGGUGAAGACAAUGCAGGCCUUGGAGAAAGCCUACAUCAAGGACUGUGUCACCCCUAACGAGUAUACUGCCGCAUGCUCCCGGCUCCUGGUCCAGUACAAAGCUGCCUUCCGGCAGGUUCAGGGCUCAGAAAUCAACUCCAUUGAUGACUUCUGCCGCAAGUUCCGUCUGGACUGCCCACUGGCCAUGGAGAGGAUCAAGGAGGACCGGCCCAUCACCAUCAAGGACGACAAGGGCAACCUCAACCGCUGCAUCGCAGACGUUGUCUCGCUCUUCAUUACAGUCAUGGACAAACUGCGCCUGGAGAUCCGUGCAAUGGACGAGAUCCAGCCUGACCUGCGGGAGCUGAUGGAGACCAUGCGCCGCAUGAGCCACCUGCCCCCCGACUUUGAGGGCCGCCAGACAGUCAGCCAUUGGCUGCAGACGCUGAGCGGCAUGUCCGCAUCCGAUGAGCUGGAUGAUUCUCAGGUGCGCCAGAUGCUCUUCGACCUGGAGUCGGCCUACAAUGCCUUCAACCGCUUCCUGCACGCCUGAUGGUUUCCAGUUUCCCAUUGUCCCCUGUGCACCCUGGACACCUGUGCAUAUCCUGCCAUUCACAGCAGUUCUGUGCAUCUGUCCAUGGUGUCAGGACUUCAGGGCCCCCUCCCCACAAUAAAGAUGCUAUCUGACCGUCUUGCUGUGGACGGAUCCCCCAG
Messenger RNA from Galeopterus variegatus (Sunda flying lemur), 1649 nucleotides. RefSeq names its product vacuolar protein sorting 28 homolog (S. cerevisiae) (gene VPS28). NCBI's taxonomy places the organism in Eukaryota, Metazoa, Chordata, Mammalia, Dermoptera, Cynocephalidae. The record is from RefSeq and is a predicted model, not a curated record. Gene Ontology annotation, biological process: protein transport to vacuole involved in ubiquitin-dependent protein catabolic process via the multivesicular body sorting pathway. Gene Ontology annotation, molecular function: protein-containing complex binding. The transcript has 9 exons. Gene Ontology annotation, cellular component: ESCRT I complex. The coding region runs from base 823 to 1488 and encodes 221 amino acids.